AUGGUUACCAUGAAAGAGCUGCGAUCCUGCACGGCCUGCGGUGAACCCAUAUCGGACAAGUUCCUGCUAGAUGUUGGUGGCUGUUCGUGGCAUUCGGCCUGUUUACGUUGCUGCAUCUGUCACACACCGCUCGACCAUCAACCGUCCUGUUUUCUGCGCGAGCGACAAAUCUACUGCAAAACGGACUACACCAAGACGUUCGGUACCAAGUGUGCCCGGUGCAGCCGCACGAUCAGUGCCACCGACUGGGUGCGACGGGCUCGCGAUCUUAUCUUUCAUCUUGCCUGCUUUGCCUGUGAUAGCUGUGGGCGCCAGUUGUCUACCGGAGAACAGUUCGCCCUCGUAGACGAUAAGGUACUGUGCAAGACGCACUACUCGGAGAUGUUUGACUGCGGCACCUCGAGCGAUGACGGUUGUGAGGCGGAUGGAUACCAGAAGAACAACAAAACCAAACGCGUCCGUACGACGUUCACGGAGGAGCAGCUGCAGAUACUGCAGGCGAACUUUAACAUCGACAGCAACCCGGACGGUCAGGAUCUGGAGCGGAUAGCAUCGGUUACAGGUCUAAGCAAGCGUGUUACGCAGGUUUGGUUCCAGAAUUCGCGGGCACGACAGAAGAAGCACGUUCAAGUUCCUAGGGAAGGUGAAAUGAAUCCCUUUGCGAGGCAUAUCAACCUGCAGCUUUCGUACACCUUCCAGCAGGCCGGUGUUGUCCACAAUCCAUUGCACAUUGGCGCUGGUGGAGGCAUUUUAAGUGGGUCCCCCUUCGGCAGUAAUGGUAACUUUGGAAGCCAUCAUCACAACAACAAUAACAAUAGCAGUAGCAUCAACAAUAAUCACUCAUCGAAAUCAUCCGCCUACAGUACGCAUGAUUCCUCGCUUGAUGAACUAUCGGAGGACUCGGCGAUACAUUGCAUGCAGAGUGAAGCUUAG
Anopheles marshallii is the source of this 933-nucleotide messenger RNA. Its product is annotated as LIM/homeobox protein Awh-like. Gene Ontology annotation, biological process: regulation of transcription by RNA polymerase II; neuron differentiation. The record is from RefSeq and is a predicted model, not a curated record. Bases 1 to 933 code for a protein of 310 amino acids. Lineage: Eukaryota; Metazoa; Arthropoda; Insecta; Diptera; Culicidae. The transcript has 6 exons. Gene Ontology annotation, molecular function: RNA polymerase II transcription regulatory region sequence-specific DNA binding; DNA-binding transcription factor activity, RNA polymerase II-specific. Gene Ontology annotation, cellular component: nucleus.